UGUAUAGUACGUCCAUGUUAUUGAAAAUGAGACGGAAAUGAUACAUGUUAUGACAAUGAUUGAUUUUAACGUUUUAUUUGAAGAAUCUUUUGAUACUUUUAUUUAAUAAAGAAUCUUCUGUUUUAUCUAACGAACAUUACCUGCAUCAUGUUUCGUAUGCACUGAACUAUAUGUCAUCUUAAAAGGAGUAGCAGGUGAAAAUUAUGUCCUCGCAUUGGAUUAGUACGUAAUUACAACAAUUCAAUCUUCAAUGCAUAAUAAACAAUGUAAUGCUGGUGAACACUAUCAAACAAAGUAGUUGGAAUUUUAGUUCUACAUGCAGAUUGUAUUAAUGCAUGUCGUUAACAUUUCAUCAAAAUGAAUAUUUCAGUAUACAACUCAACAUUGAAUUUUAAUUCAACACAGGAAAUAGAUACAGAUGGGAUUAAAAUAUUGCAGUUGACUAUCAUUGUGCUGUCUAUUUCAAUCGUAAUUGCUAUAUUAAAUAUAUGCUGCUUGAUUAUUCUCGCAAAGGACAAGAAAUUAAAAGAAAAAAGAUUUGAAAUGUUGACAAUAUGUUUGAGCAUCAGUGACGCUGCUAUUGGUAUCAUAUCAAUUGCUUUACGUUCAAGGACGAUUUAUUUUAGAUUAACUGGUGAGAAUACACCACAUUUUUGCUAUUUUUUUACAAUUUUGUUGAUAGCAACUUUUCUAUUCUCAUUAUUGCAGACAUUAUGGAUUUGUAUAGAAAGAUUCAUCGCUACUUUUCCAACAGUUACAAAUCCAUGUCGGAAUAUGUCUAUUAUUGGCAUGACGGUUGCUUUAUAUGUGAUCUGUGUCGGACUGGUCCUUAUUUUUUUCUUGAUUUAUGGUGACUUCUGGUCUACUGCAUGUAAUAUUCAAGGUAUCCUUGGAAAGCACAGGAAAACCUUUUUGCGCAUAUACCAAUCGACAAAGUUGAUUAUAGUAUUUGUCAUAGUUUUAACAUAUUCUGGGGUUCUCUUCCGUGUAUAUAAAUCUUGGCGGCGAAUUCAACCACAACUUGGUAAUUCCAUCCUAGUCAGACAAGCAUUUCGAAGAUCUUCGGUUACCAUGACGACGGUGCAAACUGAUUUUUCGACAUAUAAUAAUGACAAUAGCAGCCAAGGUCAUUCUUCAACACAACUACCACGCGUAGGUAAAUCUAAAACAAGAGUGAUGAAGACCAUGAAAAUGGCUAUAACACUCGGCAUACUUAUACUGGUUUUAUUAAUUGCAGCAUUACCUAAGAUUGUAAUUGGACUAAUCGUCAUGAACGAACCAUCACUAACCCCUGCACAUUUGGUUGGUAUACAGAUUUCAGACUUGUUUAUUUAUUUGAAUCCUUUAUUAGAUCCAAUUAUAUAUGUUUUGCGGAUUGACACUUUUAGAGAGCGUUUGAAAUUCAAAUGUGGUAAUGCAGACUGA
Molecule: messenger RNA, 1425 nt
Organism: Mytilus trossulus (common blue mussel)
Lineage: Eukaryota; Metazoa; Mollusca; Bivalvia; Mytilida; Mytilidae
Product: 5-hydroxytryptamine receptor 1B-like
Exons: 1
Coding region: 358-1425 (355 amino acids)
Biological process (GO): G protein-coupled receptor signaling pathway
Cellular component (GO): membrane
Molecular function (GO): G protein-coupled receptor activity
Source: RefSeq, a predicted model, not a curated record